Acanthochromis polyacanthus (spiny chromis) is the source of this 5365-nucleotide messenger RNA. It is a transcript of the gene fgf14, whose product is annotated as fibroblast growth factor 14. Gene Ontology annotation, cellular component: cytoplasm. NCBI's taxonomy places the organism in Eukaryota, Metazoa, Chordata, Actinopteri, Pomacentridae. The record is from RefSeq and is a predicted model, not a curated record. The coding region runs from base 1153 to 1902 and encodes 249 amino acids. Gene Ontology annotation, molecular function: growth factor activity; fibroblast growth factor receptor binding. The transcript is spliced from 5 exons. Gene Ontology annotation, biological process: cell differentiation; animal organ morphogenesis; positive regulation of gene expression.
GGAAGCUUUGUUGAUCUGAGGGGCAUACAGACCGAAACCAGUAACCACCACCACCUCCAGUUUCCUUUUGAGCGUGGGAAAAUAAAUUGCUCCGUUUGUCGGCUGUGUUACUUCCUCCCCCCAGCCUUGCCAUUACGCACUGAUCGCCAUACAUGCUGUGCAGGAAAACGCGCGCUGGGAUCAGAAAAUUGCGCGCCGAUCACCGGGGGGGUUUAAGUUUGUGUAUUUGUAUGCAGCUUAUCACACAAUGCAGACGUCAUCUCCACAGAUCAGCUUUGGUUACACGUUGUUUUUUUCUCUCUCUCUCUUUCUCUCCCUGGCUGCUCCUAUCGCGCCCCUAUGUUGUGAUCUGGAAUACAGUGAAGGGAAAUGUGUUUUAGAGCUGCCAGUUGGAAUGUAACUUAGAUCAUCCUGCUGCAUCAGAUAAUCCUCUACCGUUGCGUAUUUCUGUGCGUCUCCGAACGUGUGGCUCCAGAUCGCGGGGGUCCCUGUCACCGUCUCGCAAACUUGGGAGUUCAGCUCCAGCCCCGGCUGCUGCGCCUUCAGUCGGGUUGGGAUCUUCGUAGGAGGCGCCAGUGUUUGUUUAAUUGCUGGGGACGCACACAUGCACAGGCGUCUUUCCCCUCAACGCAGCCGAAACGGCGACUUCUAACAGCCUCGUCUGGCAGGAGGAGGAAAAACGGAGGGCUGAAAGGAGGGAAAAGAGUGGGUGAAUUUGCUGCGAGGACGCUGCAGCCGGCUGUUGGACAUUUAAGGGAGGCGAUGCUGCCGAACCUUUCACAGACAAUGAGCCAACACAUCACUGUGCAGGUAUGAAUAAUGCUCCGAAAUCUGCGUGAGUUUGGCAUCCAGACUGUGGUCACUGAUGUGUGGAAUUACGCAUGAACUGAUCUCAUUUUUCCACCAUGUCCAAUAAUUUUUCGAGUGCUGAUGACAGCUGGUUUAACAUCGCUAUUAUCAUGUAGUGUUUGGACUAAAAACAGAGGAAGCCGGCUACUAGCAAUCUAAAAUUUGACAUUUGACAUCGCGGAACGGACCACUUAGCCGCCACCAUGGGACUGUGACCCGGGCUGCGAGCUCCGAGAGGCGGCUGUUUGUGUAGUCUGUGCUCCGUGUGCAGACUGGACCUGAGCAGUUGUGACAUUUUGAGCCAUGGCUGCUGCUAUCGCGAGUGGACUGAUCAGACAGAAGAGACAGGCACGGGAGCAGCAUUUGGACCGACCCUCCACCAACCGACGGAGAAAGAGCCCCAACAAGAACAAGGGGCUCUGCAAUGGGAACCUGGUCGACAUCUUCUCUAAAGUGCGCAUCUUCGGCCUCAGGAAGCGGAGACUACGGAGACAAGAUCCCCAGCUCAAGGGUAUAGUGACCAGGUUAUAUUGCAGGCAGGGAUACUACUUGCAAAUGAACCCCGAUGGCUCUCUUGAUGGGACCAAGGAUGACAGCAGUAAUUCCUCUUUGUUCAACCUUAUUCCUGUGGGCCUCAGAGUUGUCGCCAUUCAGUCCGUGAAGACAGGGUUAUACAUCGCAAUGAACGGCGAGGGCCAUCUGUACACAUCAGAACUCUUUACAGCGGAAUGCAAGUUCAAAGAGUCUGUGUUCGAGAACUACUAUGUGAUCUACUCGUCCAUGUUGUACAGACAACAGGAGUCGGGGAGAGCUUGGUUCCUAGGGCUCAAUAAAGAGGGCCAAGCCAUGAAGGGGAACCGAGUGAAAAAAACAAAACCAGCUGCUCACUUCCUGCCCAAGCCAUUAGAAGUUGCCAUGUACAGAGAGCCAUCGUUGCAUGAUGUUGGAGAGACAGUGCCCAAGGCGGCAGUACCUCCCAGUAAAAGCACAAGUGAGCCAGCAGUGAUGAACGGAGGUAAACCUGUCAGCAAGCCCGACAAACCCACCACAUAGCCACACCUGACCAGCGCCCGGUGUGUGUGUGGGUGUGGAGGGGAGGGAUGUGACGGAGGCAGGGCUUCUUCUUUUUUUUUUUCAAUUAGACUCCAGACCCUCUUUCUUCUGUGGAUCAGAUCCAGGCGAACCUCCCUACCUUUUCUUUUUCUUGCUCCUCCUCCGCCUCCCUUUCUCCAACCGUCUUUGGAUGGAUUCUGAGGCAGAAGAGUUUGUCCAGCACAGGAGGGAAGAGGACCUCUGGUCAUGGAAUGCCUUUAGAUUCCUCUGAAACUGUGAGAAUUCAUGUGAAUAACGCGUGUUUCACAAUGACGCUUGUGGUACUUUUGUUUGAUGACGGUUCGUCCAAAAAAUAAAGAAAAACCUCCCCCCCUCCUCUCUAUAAUGCCCUGUUGCAGCAGAGUCUGUGUAUCUUCAGAUCUAUUUUCUAUACCACAGUUCACCAGCUAUGUUCUGGGAUAGAGACUGUAUAGAUAGAGUAAAUAUUUGGACUGUUGUCCUCUAUUUUUUACGAGUAUGUUCCCCUUUCCCUCUCUUUCUAUCUCUAGUCACACACUUUUCUCUUUGUCAAGUAACCUAGAAAAGAAAAAAACAUUUUGCAAGGGAAUUGUGUGAUUUUCUAAGAAACACAUUCACACGGAUGUGACAUAAGGAAACACAAAUAUACGAAACAGUCCAAAUUUUUUCUUCUUUCCUACAACACGCACACACUUGCAGACAGACACACAAAGUUUGUGUGGAGAAAUCCGAGACGCUGCUUUUUUACAGCAGAUAAAACCACACUGGAGGCUGGCAGAUAGCUCCUGCAAUCAUAGUUGAUGAAGUGCUAAUUACCGACACUGCAAUCAAUGCGAGGAGCUCCCUACAAACACACACACACACACAUUUAUAAGCAGAUGUGCGUGUGGGUGGGAGAGCGCUGUAAGGAAUGGUGUAUACAUAUCACUAUCUAAGUCCCACCAGCGGUUCAGUCCGCCUUCUCUGGUAAAUAGAAAACCUGAAGUCUAUUUUUCUUUAAUCUUAUUUCAGAGCGUGGGCUCUAGGAAUAUCUCUAGGCCUUGUAGGCCUCUGUCCCUCACUCACUGACUACUUUGGACUACGAGGCAAGGCUUGUGGCUUUGACCCAGAUGGUCUAUAACUGCAGCACUGGCAGCCAUCUUAUGGCAGUGUCUACUUAAAGCCAGAAAACAACAUGGCUGAAAACCAGUAGGUGACAUUUAUACUGGCUGCAUCCCUAUUUGGUUCAGCAAACUAAAGCAUGGACAUGGUUAAUAUUGUGUUCUCUCUUCUUGCAGCAGUUAUACAAGAGACGGCUUAUAUUGUAACAUUUUCACUGUAUAAACCUUAGGGAAAAUGACUACUAAAAAUCAUAACUUUUUAAAUGACUAGAUAUUAUUAUUAUUAUUAUUACUAUUAUUAUUAUGAGAGGAUUUGUCUUCUAGCUCAGCAUGCAGAGUCCAGUACUGAUCAUCUUGGCCUAUCACGUGCCUGUUUGGACCUUGAUUCCCGGCAUGCAAAAACAGGUUCCCAGUCCCCACUGGGCCAAAGGUGCCUCACCCACCCGAUACAUCCAUGUAGAGGACACGUAGCAUUGUUCAUCUGAAAAAAAAAUACACACUCACAUGUAUUCAUUCUGAAAUGACCAAAGUCUUUUUUCAUCCCAAGAAGAACCGAUUCUUAAAAAGAAAAAGAGAAAAAAAAAAAAAGAACACAAAUCCGACUCUCUCUCAGAUUCAAGUCAUUGAAGCUUUCACUGUGAUAGCGUUUGUUCUGUCCAAAAAGAAUCAACUCUGCUCAGACCCGCAAAGGUCUUCUCGACUGAUGUCACUUUGGAGAAGUACAUAUACCUUGAAUUAAUCACAUGCAUGUAUUUUCUAUAAGGAACAAGGUAUGGGCAUUGUUCUUCACUCUGUGUAAACGGAAGAGCACUGAGGUUCAGUCUGGGCGUUGAAUGGGCAUGUUGUAGGCUACGGCUAAUCUGAAGGUAACUCACUGCACUUUGUUUUGCAUUUUCAUCACGACUGUUAGCAGUUUAUCAAAGCUCUGUCUGAUCAAUACAUCUAUAAUGUUUGUCUUGCUUUUGAUGAUUUUCUUCCUACUAGUUUUGUUAGAUAAGAUUUAGAUGAAUAAAAUAGAUUGUUGCUGCUGUAUGCUGCUAAAACCGCAACUAUAUUAACAAAUUGAUUUGGUAAAUAUAAUUUUAUGAGUUUAUUGGGAUUAUACAUGACCAUUUUCUUAUUACAGCACAUCAAAGCACAUUAGUUAGAUGUCAAUAUUUGUCUGUACAAAGCUAUAAAUGCUAUAACAAAAAAAAUACUGUACACACACACACACACACAGGAGCUGGAAAGCACCGAAGCUGUAUCUGGGGCUGAUGCUCCUCAUUGCAGCCGGUCAUCCUCCACUCCUAAAAACUCUACAUGCUGGGCUGGUCACUACUCCUGCAGUCCAGUCCAGUUAACUGGCUCCUCCAAGGCUGAUUUUAUUUUUGUAAAUGACUGGUGUGUAAAUGUACAUCCGUCUGGAUCUCUGUAGCCACCGUUUUUACCUUCUGUUUGUCGUCUUUGUUCGUCCUCAUUUCUCGUAUACGGGUCGUGUGUGAUGUGGUUUUUUCAGAUCACUUUUUUUGCUUUGUGUCGGAAAUUUCUUCCAAUUUUCUUCGUUGCCCCGUUUUGUUUUGUUUUUUUAAACCUCUUAUUUUGUCCCAUCUGUUGCAUGGGGAGAGGAUGGCAUUGAACUGCAUGUAGUAGGCUAUGUCUAUCAAGAACUGUUGGUAUGUACCGCUAAUUUUACAUAUAUGCAACGAGUUUGUCUACACUAUACAGUUUGUGUUUGUUGUAUACACAUAUACAACAUAUUGAAUAAAAUAUUUAUAUAAAGGUGUACUGUAAUGUCAGUAACAUACUUAAUGCAAUAUAGUGUGCAGUAUAUUAUUGCACCUGUCAUUUUUUGAUGGGACAAAGAAAAACGGAGGGGUUGGCUAGUUUAAGCAUGAAAAAAAGGCCAAAGUAGAAUUUACAUUAAAUUUCCUUUGUGACUUCUUAUCGGUCCUCUUUUCAAGUGGUGACUGAGCUCUUGUGUCAAUGCAGCUCUCAUCCCCUGAUUACCACCUUUUGAAGUGACAUGGACAACCAGCAUGCCACAACCAAACUAUUUAUGCCCUUCUCUUUGUUUCUUCCACCUAGAAUUUAACCUUCUCACCACUAGGACAGAUGUAGAGGACAUGGCAGAUAGUUUGGUUCCUGGUGGAGAAGAAUAGGCACUAUUAAAAAUGGAUUUAUUUUCAAAAAAAUAUAUAUAUAUACCAUUGCAAGUAUGCCCAUUGGAGUUAUGUCAUGUUAUAACAAAUUUGUAACCAUGUAUGAUUAAGGUCUUCGCAUUGUUUUCCAUGCAAAAUGUUGUGUCAUGCGGCACAUUUAAUGUUUUAUUAUUUAAAAAAAAGAAAUAAAAACCUCAAAGAGCA